AUGAAUCCCACUCCCAACAUCGACUUUGGGCAUGCUACCCACCCUUUCUUCUCUGCCAACGCCCUCGUAGUCAAUCAGCCACUUGAUUUUGGACUACCCUCCAACGUCCCUGAAUGGUUCCAGCCUAUCCAGGCAAUGAUCUUUAACCGGUUCGCCCACAUUGAAUCGCUCAUACAAGAGAACCAACAACUUCGCACUGCUUUGGAUGCAGCCAAUCAAAGUAUCAAAGCACUGGAGGCUAACCAGUUCCCCCUACCCACUUCCACCACCCCACCAGCACCCACCACUCUUAAGUCCAGCGGUUCCAGCGCGUCUAAAUACGCCACUAUCACACCUCCAACUGCUCCUACCAAUCCCUUAACCAAAGCCUCUCCCGUAUCCUUUGCCUCAGUUGCUGCUAAGAACAAGGACACUAAACCCAAGAUUACCAAGACUAUGUCCCACAAGCAAAAGUCCAUGACAUCCAGACACAAGAUCCAAGUGAUCGCUCGCUCCUUCACUCCCGUGUCUGAAACCGCUGGUUAUCAGUACAUUUACCUCCCUCGACGAUACCGUGAACCCAUCUCCAGCAUCCGUACCAAGCUUCAUUCCCUACGUAUCGAUAACGCUCGUAUCCUGGAUGUCUUUUAUCCUACUCGUCGCGUUGUUGGCCUUCUAUUUCACAACGACUACGUCCCCACAGUUCUCGACAUCCUCACCAAAGCUGGAAUCAUACCAUUGUCAGACUUCAACCCCAGAGACGAAGCCCACCUUUGCGACCCUAAGCAUGCCCAACUGCCACCUGCCGAACGUACAGCCAUGAUCACUACCAUUCAUACCACACACCUUCUUCGCACCUUGAAACGUAUUCGUUCCGACGUCCGCCCUGCUGUUCUAAGAGCCUUCAUCGAAUGCAACUGGCACACAGCUACACAAUAUAAUGAUUACAUCAAUGAACUAGCAGCCAGCAACAACAGUCAACCCCCCACAUUUGUCGAUACAGAAAUGUCUGAUAUCCCUACAGCAUCACCCUCAACACUCGCACCCCCCUCCCCUACUGGUGAUGGUCAACCAGCCGAAGACCAAUUAUGA
Molecule: messenger RNA, 1071 nt
Organism: Rhizopus microsporus ATCC 52813
Lineage: Eukaryota; Fungi; Mucoromycota; Mucoromycetes; Mucorales; Rhizopodaceae
Exons: 1
Coding region: 1-1071 (356 amino acids)
Source: RefSeq, a predicted model, not a curated record